Manis pentadactyla (Chinese pangolin) is the source of this 3017-nucleotide messenger RNA. It is a transcript of the gene CHEK2, whose product is annotated as checkpoint kinase 2. Gene Ontology annotation, molecular function: ATP binding; protein binding; protein serine/threonine kinase activity. The coding region runs from base 383 to 1999 and encodes 538 amino acids. Lineage: Eukaryota; Metazoa; Chordata; Mammalia; Pholidota; Manidae. Gene Ontology annotation, biological process: mitotic DNA damage checkpoint signaling; protein phosphorylation. The record is from RefSeq and is a predicted model, not a curated record. Gene Ontology annotation, cellular component: cytoplasm; nucleus. The transcript has 17 exons.
UGUUUUGAUUGGCUGAGGGUGGAGUUUGUAUGUGCUGGUUUAGCGCCACGGCCGGCUGCGGCUGAUCUGAGUUUGCGGCGUCUGGUGGGCUCACGCGGUUCAAUCUCGAAAAUACCUGUUGUGAACCAACUCUAGGUGCUAGGCGCCGCAUGAAUUGGAAACACAUUGACUUGUGUAGGAGGAUGCCCUGCGAGUGUUCACCAAGGCGGAGAAGUCUUGCUCAAAGAGCUGCAGGAAGACACAGCCUUGGCUAAGGUAGUAUUAGAGCAGCAGGUUCUGGAGGGACAGACGCAGAGCUGGCCUCACCUUCGUGCUGUGUGUUAAGGAAAACUCAUCAGGAUCUUUGCUUCUGGAAGGCUGUGUAAAUGCAGUCAGUGUCCUGAUGUCUCGGGAGACAGAUGUGGAGUGUCUGCAGUCCCGUGGCAGUGGUGCCUGCUCACAAUCCCAAGGUGGCUUCUCACAAUCCCACGGCCUCUCCUCACAGUCCCAGAGCACGUCCGGCCCCUCCACCAGCACAGUGCCCACGUCUAGCCAGUCCUCUCACUCCAGCUCAGGGACACUGAGCUCCUUAGACACAGUGUCCACUCAGGAACUCUGUUCUAUUCCCGAGGACCAAGAACCUGAAGAGCCCAGUCCUGCCCCUUGGGCUCGAUUAUGGGCCCUUCAGGAUGGAUUCCCCAGUCUUGAGUGUGUGAAUGACAGCUACUGGUUUGGGAGAGAUAGAAGCUGUGAAUAUUGCUUUGAUGGACCACUGCUGAAAAGAACGGAUAAAUACCGGACUUACAGCAAGAAACACUUCCGGAUUUUCAGAGAAAUGGGUCCUAAACACACUUACAUCGCAUACAUAGAAGAUCACAGUGGGAAUGGAACCUUUGUAAAUAGAGAGCUUGUAGGGAAAGGAAGACGCCUUCCUUUGAGUAACAAUUCUGAAAUUGCACUUUCAGUAUGGAGUAAUAAAGUUUUUGUAUUUUUUGAUCUGACUGUAGAUGAUCAGUCAGUUUAUCCUAAGGAGUUAAGAGACGAAUACAUCAUGUCAAAAACUCUUGGAAGUGGUGCCUGUGGUGAAGUGAAGCUAGCUUUUGAGAGGAAAACAUGUAAGAAAGUAGCCAUAAAAAUCAUCAGCAAAAGGAAGUUUGCUAUUGGCUCUGAGACAGAGGCCGAUCCAGUUCUCAAUGUUGAAACAGAAAUAGAAAUUUUGAAAAAACUAAAUCAUCCAUGUAUCAUCAAGAUUAAAGACUUUUUUGAUGCUGAAGAUUAUUAUAUUGUUUUGGAAUUGAUGGAAGGAGGAGAGCUGUUUGACAGGGUGGUGGGGAAGAAACGCCUCCAAGAAGCUACGUGCAAACUCUAUUUUUACCAGAUGCUACUGGCUGUACAGUAUCUUCACGAAAAUGGCAUUAUACAUCGGGACUUAAAGCCCGAGAACGUUCUGCUCUCAUCUCAAAAAGAGGACUGUCUUAUCAAGAUUACUGAUUUUGGGCAGUCCAAGAUUUUGGGGGAGACCUCUCUCAUGAGAACCUUAUGUGGUACCCCCACCUACCUGGCUCCUGAGGUCCUUCAUUCCUUUGGGACUGCUGGAUAUGAUCGUGCUGUGGACUGCUGGAGUUUAGGAGUUAUUCUGUUUGUUUGCCUUAGUGGGUAUCCACCUUUCUCUGAGAAUAAGACUCAAGUGUCACUGAAGGAUCAGAUCACCAGUGGAAAAUACAACUUCAUUCCCGAAGUCUGGGCAAAGGUCUCAGAGGAGGCUCUGGACCUCAUCAAGAAGUUGUUGAUAGUGGAUCCAAAGGCACGUUUUACAACAGAAGAAGCUUUAAGACACCCAUGGCUUCAGGAUGAGGACAUGAAAAGAAAAUUUCAGAAGUUGGUUUUUGAAGAGAAUAAGUUGACGGCUCUAUCCCAGGUCCCCACCCAGCCUUCCAUGGGUCAAAAGCGGCUUCUCGAAGGGGAAGCAGAGGAUGCCGGCACCACAAAGCGCCUGGCCGUGUGUGCUGCUGUCUCGUGAACGCUGGGUGAACGUGAAGAAAUGUACCUUCUUGAACUCUACUGCCAUUUUCUUUCAAUCUGCUUUUUUAUAGCUUGUAUUUUAAUUACAGGAACAUUUGCUUUUCCGCAAUUGUCCAUACACAAUUCAAAACCUAAUGAAACUUGGGCUUGAUGCUUACCAGCCCUUCAGUUCCAUGCCUCUUUGUGUGUGUGUGUUUGGAGUUGUGUGCCUUUUGUGUGGCACUCUACCUUCACUGUAACCAGGCAGGUUUUUGAGGAUUUAUCCCUGGUGCAGCCUGGGUGAGCUGCAUACAAAUUCUAAAGGCUCCUUAGAAAGUUGCAGGGAAAGGGGCAUAUACAGUGCGGCUGAGGUGGAGUUUGUAGAGUCAGGGUGGCUGCCAAAGUCCUCAUGAGAUGGUAGGUAUCUCAGUGUGUUUUAAAUUCUCAUCCUCACCCUCAUAAAGAUACCAGUCCACAGUCCCUGAAACCAUGGGGCCAGAGAAGUUGUAAAAUUCAAAAGUUGCCUGAUUUUAGGAAGGAACAAGGCACCUCUGACUGUAUAACAUGUAACAGCAGAAUCCUAUGGCCAAACCCUUUGGUAUUUCUGCAGCAGAUAUUCACAGUAAAGACUAAGUCCCAUGGCAGUUCAGGUCAGUCUUUUCUGCCCAGUGAGGUAUGGAUGACUCAAGUUUCUGAGCUCUUUGGACAUUGGGACUGCAGAGAAGGCAAGGGCAUGUCCUCUUGACCCAACAAUAACCAAGGAGGCCCUAUGGAAAGCCCCUCCCUCGGUCUUGUCUAGUUUUUGCAAUGAUUCUGUGGGCUAGGUCCUCUGACCACCCUCAUGUCAUAGGUAAGGAACCCAGGCUGAAGGAGUAAGGUGACUUGUCCAGUGUCAUACAGCCAGUAAGUGACAGAGCUGGGAUGCAACCUAGGUCUUUCUGACCCUAAAACUAAUGUUCCUCACUUCAGUCCCAUAUUCAGACUCAGGGAUGUUGACUCAUACAAAACUCAUAAAAGCCUGAAGGCUAAAUCUUCAA